Molecule: messenger RNA, 2376 nt
Organism: Mercurialis annua (annual mercury)
Lineage: Eukaryota; Viridiplantae; Streptophyta; Magnoliopsida; Malpighiales; Euphorbiaceae
Exons: 3
Biological process (GO): DNA integration
Molecular function (GO): nucleic acid binding; RNA-DNA hybrid ribonuclease activity
Source: RefSeq, a predicted model, not a curated record
UAUAUCGACUACAGACAGUUGAACAAGGCUACUGUCAAGAACAGAUAUCCUCUUCCUCGCAUCGAUGAUUUGUUUGACCAGUUGCAGGGUGCGAAGUGUUUUUCCAAGAUUGAUUUGAGGUCUGGGUAUCAUCAACUUCGGAUCCGUGAUGUAGAUGUGCCUAAGACUGCUUUUUGGACGCGGUAUGGACAUUUUGAGUUUCUGGUUAUGUCCAUUGGUCUGACGAACGCACCAGCAGCGUUUAUGGAUAUGAUGAACAGAGUGUUCAAGCCGUUUUUAGAUCAAUUUGUUAUCGUCUUCAUUGAUGACAUUUUGAUCUAUUCUAGGAGUGAGGAGGAGCAUGCUUACCAUUUGAGGACUAUACUACAGACGUUGCGUGAGCAUCAGUUGUAUGCUAAGUUCUCAAAAUGUGAGUUCGUGAUUGCCUAUGCUUACAGACAGUUGGAGAAGCAUGAGGUGAAUUACCCUACUCAUGAUUUAGAGUUGGCAGCGGUGGUUUUUGCGUUGAAAAUCUGGAGACAUUAUUUCCUUGACAAGGCAAGGGGGCACUUUCGGCAGCCCACGAAUCGUACGAGACCAGGCCUUAAAUGGCUGUUCUCGUUAUUGUUAUAUAUCUCGGCAGCCCACGAAUCGUUAGGAUGCAUGUUGGCACAGGAAGAUCAAGGAGUCGAAAGAUCGGUUUAUUAUCUGAGUAAAAGCCUAACUGACACAGAAAUUCGAUAUUCUACUAUCGAGAAGCUAUGUCUGUGUCUUUAUUUUACAUGCUGUAAAUUAAGAUAUUACAUGCUUCCGGUAGUGGUAUAUGUUUUAUCUCAAACGGAUGUGAUCAAAUACAUUCUGUCUCGACCUUAUCUGAGAAAUCGGCUUGGAAAAUGGGCUAUUGCAAUGUCAGAAUUCACUUUAGUAUAUGUUCCACAAAAAGCCGUUAAGGGACAAGCACUAGCAGAUUUUUUAGCCGAUCAUCCCAACAUCCCGAUCAAGGAAGUAGCUUGCUUCGAGCUAAUUCCGUGGAAGCUUUGGUUCGACGGAUCUAAAACUAAUAAAGGGGCAGGUGCAGGGAUAUUAAUUAUCUCGCCGCAAGGCUUGGUUUUUCGAAUGUCUUUUUCAUUAACAUUCCAAUGCACCAAUAAUCAAGCGGAGUACGAAGCGCUGAUCAUUGGAUUGGAAGUCCUGGCCGAGCUAGGAGCUAAAGCAAUUCAAGUAAAAGGAGACUCCUUGUUAAUUAUUAAGCAAGUUAUUGGCGAAUUCAAAUGCGAAUCAGACGUCUUGAUUAAGUACUGCAACAAAGCCAAACACCUCAUGGAUGGUUUCUCCGAAACAUGGAUAGAGUUCGCGGAAAGAGCAGAAAAUGAAGAGGCGAACGACUUAGCCCAGCAUGGAAGUGGAUACAAAAUCAUGGCAGGUUUUGAGGUUAUUGAGAGAACAACGCCUUGUCUUCAUACUGGGGGCAUAAUACCAGAUGACUGCAGAUCGGCAUAUCACUUGGACACGACAGCCGAUUGGAGGAAAGAAUUGAUCGACUGGUUUACACAUCCAGACCCGGCGAAUCGGCGAAUCAAAAUGUUGGCUACCAACUAUGUGAUUUUAGCCGACGAAUUAUACAAACGAUGUCGUGAAGGUCUAUUGUUCAGAUGUAUAGGACCAAAAGAAGCUAUGUUGGUCAUGGCUGAAGUUCAUGAAGGAAUCUCGGGGGCACAUCAAGCUGGGCCAAGAAUGAGGUGGUUAAUACACAAAUACGGCUUUUAUUGGCCGAAAAUGGAACAAGAUUGUAUCCGAUACGCCAGAGGAUGUGAAGCUUGUCAGAAAUUUGGACCGGUUCAACACGUUCCAGCAGACGUAUUACACUCAAUCAUCAAGCCAUGGUCAUUUAGAGGAUGGGCAGUAGAUUUGAUCGGCAAGAUUUACCCACCAUCGGCGAAAGGACAUACUUUCGUGAUCGUCGCGACAGAUUAUUUCACGAAAUGGGUAGAAGUCAAGCCAUUGAAAUCGCCAACACAAGACGAGGUAAUCAAAUUUUUCAAGGAAAAUUUAAUUCAUCGACAUGGCCUCCCAGAAACUAUUACGACCGAUCAAGGAACUAUGUUUACUGGAUCGGACACCGUAGCUUUCUCGAAAGAGUACGGUUUUAAAAUGAUACACUCUACACCGUAUUAUGCCCAAGCGAAUGGAAAAGCAGAAGCUACAAACAAAUCUAUAAAGAACUGUCUGUCCAAAAUGAUCGAAGAAAAUCCAAGCCAAUGGCAUAGGAUUUUGUCCGAAGUCGUUUGGGGGAACAGAAUAUCCCAGAAAUCAGCCACCGGCACAUCUCCAUUCCGUUUGGUGUAUGGAUAUGACGCAAUGUUGCCUAUGGAGCUUGCUGUACAUUCUGUACGAUGA